This is a messenger RNA of Acaulospora colombiana, 372 nucleotides long. The record is from the annotation of a GenBank genome assembly. Lineage: Eukaryota; Fungi; Glomeromycota; Glomeromycetes; Diversisporales; Acaulosporaceae.
GAACAAAGCGGAUUUUUUUCGCCGGAAAAGCUUCCCUAUCUGAUUGAAAACAAUUCAAGGGUUGCCAUCGAAGCAUUACUACAACUCAAAUCAUCCCCACAGAUUGGCAAAUAUUUAGAAACACUCUUGACUAUCAACGAUCCGGAACGGUCACAGCAAUCAUCAACAGAACCGGUGAACCGCAUGAGAUCUUCUAUGGAGAACAGGGAAGCUGCUGGAUUGUUCAGAUUCUUGCUGAAUUUACAAAGGGAUACUAUUAGUGAAGACGUCUUGGGUGAUUUAAAUGGUGGGGGCGAUAAUAAUAAUAAUGACGGUGAUAACAACGGGGAGCAUGGUGCCAACGGAGAUCUCGGGAAGUGUGAACUAUCAUAG